AAUAAUUUAUUCACGUAGAUGUAUUUACAGAACCAAACCCUCAGACCGGAACGACAGCAUCCAGUCAGGGUUUACCUCAAAAUGCCUUUGCGACUUUCGUGUUGCCCUUACGGUAAAACAUGGCACUCGUGCGCUGGUGUUAGCUAGAAGGUUCUGGCAACUUCUUGUGCUUGAACUUAUUAGAGGAGGCAGCCCUCCGGACUACUAGAACCAUUCCACGGGCAAGUGUCGUGUUUAUAACAUUUUAAAGUCAAAAUCAAGAUGGCAGAAGGAAGGCAGAACAGGAGAUAUCCUCAGAAUCUUCAGGGGGUUCUACAGUUGGCCAUUGACGCUGGCUCUGUUGCAGAGGAACCUGUUGCCGUUGAAGCCAUGUCACAAGAGAGGAGUUCUUGGCUCAGGGAGGCUCUUGCCGACGUCUGCAAAGGCCAGAUGGACGAAGUGGAGCAGAUGAAGCAGUGCUUGGCUGUCCUGAACCAGGAGGAAGUGAAAGGAGAGGAGGACAGGAAUGAGGACGAAGAGGAUGAGCGGGAAUCCGCCUUUGAGGUGCUGUCAGAACUGUGUGAGAACCUCGACAACGCCAGAGAUCUGAUGGUUCUGGGAGGGCUGGACGUGUGCGUCUCCAAGUAUUUGGGUCACGCCCAAAGUGGACUGAGGUGGCGCGCCGCUCAGCUCAUUGCUUCCUGUGCUCAGAACAUGCCGCAAGUGCAGGCCCACCUGCUGAAGAUCAGCGCUUUACCCAAACUUCUCCAGCUGACAGACUCGGACCCCCACCCCACAGUCCGAGUGAAAGGCCUUCAUGCGGUCUCAUGUCUGGUGCGAGAGCAGGAGGCGGGGUUGGAGGCGUUUCUGUCCCACGAUGGCUUCUCAGUGCUGAUGAGAGGCAUGCAGUCUGCCAACCACAAGCUGCAGACCAAGUCGGCUUUCCUUCUCCUUAACCUUCUCACGUCACAUCCUGAGCAUAAAGACACGGUGAUCUCCAUGGGGAUGGUCCAGCAGCUGGUCUCGGUGCUGCGUGCUCCACACUCGCCUUUUCAUGAGCACGUGCUUGGCGCCCUUUGUUGCCUCGUGGAAGACUGUGAGAAAGGGUUAAAAGACUGCAGGGAUCCAUCUCUCAAUCUUGAAGACUUACUGCAACUGCGAGCCAGGGAGCUCCAAGGCAAAGAUGAAAGUCAGGAAGAACUGGAAUUCUGUGAGCGCCUGAGGACGGCUUGUUUCCGUGGACACCAGUCAGACGAUCAUGGAAUGGACCGCUGACCUGUGACGUGUUUUUAAUACUUUGAUUUUGGUGCGUUAAUAUUUAACACGGACAUUCACGAUCAGGAUUUUAUCACGGAAGCUUUUGUUGGUUUCACAAGUCAAAGCUCAUUUCUGCAUGUAAUUAAGGACACUAUCUCUUCUGUAAAUGAGGACUUCAAUCAAUAUCUUUUAUAAAAUGCUAGAAUUUCAGUCGUGCGUAAAAACAAGGCUCACACAUAUGGAUGUGGUAAAUGUUCUUUUGUUUAUUAAGAAAACAAACAGUAGUCCUUUUACUCAUAUGAUCAGUUCUUAGGACAUCUCACACAAAUACUGUCUGCAUUUUACAAUAAGUCACUGACAGAACACAACUAUUCCAAAAUAACUGAUCAGUCAAGGUUUUUCCCAAAAACAGGAAAUAUUAAAAUAUACACACAUUUCAA
Messenger RNA from Entelurus aequoreus (snake pipefish), 1676 nucleotides. It is a transcript of the gene hspbp1, whose product is annotated as HSPA (heat shock 70kDa) binding protein, cytoplasmic cochaperone 1. Bases 262 to 1254 code for a protein of 330 amino acids. Lineage: Eukaryota; Metazoa; Chordata; Actinopteri; Syngnathiformes; Syngnathidae. The record is from RefSeq and is a predicted model, not a curated record. The transcript is spliced from 8 exons.